GGUGCUGCUCCCUCUCCAUUUGCUGCUGUGGCGCAGAUUAUGGCCCCCACCAAGCUCCAUGUGGUUAAAUAGCAAAGCCCGCAGCCUCUGCUGGUAGAGACAGAAGACAUUAAAUUGGUUGAUUCCAGCUGAGUGAGGAAGACAAAAAAACUUCAAAAUAAAAGUGGAGCCCUUUAACAUGUACUCUAACAAAGUUGAGGGACCACGCAGAGGAAGAUCCUUUGACUCCAUGAACAUAGGCAUUGAGGAGAAACUGCUGAACAAUGAGAUAAACAAAUCAACCUUCACAAAGAUCGAAGAAAACACAGAGAAGAAGAACACAUCAGAGAAAGGGAGAGCAACUGUUAUCUUUUCCCUCAAGAAUGAAGUGGGAGGACUGGUGAAGGCGCUCAAACUCUUCCAAGAAAACCAUGUCAACCUUGUCCACAUUGAGUCCAGGAAAUCCAAAAGACGCAACUCGGAGUUUGAAAUUUUUGUGGACUGCGACAGCGACCACGAGCAACUGAAGGAGAUCAUCCAGCUGCUUCGGAAGCAUGUGAACGUGGUGGAAAUGGAUCCUCCAGAUAACUCAUGCCUACUCGAGGAAGAAAUUUAUGAUUUACCUUGGUUUCCAAAGAAAAUUUCCGACUUGGACAAAUGUGCUAACCGUGUCCUGAUGUACGGCUCUGAGCUGGAUGCUGACCAUCCGGGUUUCAAGGACAACGUUUACCGGAAAAGGCGAAAGUAUUUUGCAGAUCUUGCCAUGUCACACAAGCAUGGGGAUCCCAUCCCUCGCAUCGAGUUCACAGAGGAGGAAGUGAAGACUUGGGGGGUUGUGUACAGGGAGCUCAACAAGUUGUACCCCACUCAUGCCUGCCAGGAAUACUUGAAGAACCUGCCGCUGCUGUCUAAAUACUGUGAAUGUAGGGAGGAUAACAUCCCGCAGCUUGAAGAUGUCUCACGCUUCCUCAAAGAACGAACUGGGUUCACCAUCAGACCUGUGGCAGGUUACUUGUCUCCUCGGGACUUCCUCGCUGGUUUGGCCUUCCGUGUUUUCCACUGUACCCAGUAUGUCCGGCACAGCUCCGACCCUUUAUACACCCCAGAGCCGGACACAUGCCAUGAACUGCUGGGCCACGUCCCGCUGCUGGCAGAACCCAGCUUCGCUCAGUUCUCUCAGGAGAUCGGUCUCGCUUCCCUCGGAGCCUCAGACGACUCUGUCCAGAAACUGGCCACAUGCUAUUUCUUCACGGUGGAGUUUGGGUUAUGCAAACAGGAAGGGCAGCUGAGGGCAUACGGAGCCGGCCUGCUGUCGUCUAUCAGCGAGCUGAAGCAUGCUCUGUCUGGUAAUGCAAGGAUAAUGCCUUUUGACCCAAAAGUCACAAGCAAGCAGGAAUGCAUCAUCACAACAUUUCAGGACGUCUACUUUGUGUCUGACAGCUUUGAGGAAGCCAAAGUCAAAAUGAGGGAGUUUGCCAAGACCAUCAAGCGUCCCUUCACAGUUCGAUACAACCCCUACACCCAGAGCGUGGAUGUGCUAAAAGACACCCCCAGCAUAAACAGCGUGGUGGAGGAGCUUCGGCACGAGCUCGACAUCGUGGGCGACGCUCUCAGCCGACUCAACAAGCAGCUGGGCGUCUGAUCGUCCCGCAGUCCAGCUAAAGUUCACCAUGUCACCCCCAGCUUCGCAGUAGAGACUGUGCAUUGUCUGUUUGUGUCGGUACGAUGAAUGUACACCACUUUGUGGCUAAAUGUUCUGCUGUAUGGCGUACAGUAUUUACAGGUGACGUGUUUCAGUUUUUAAUGUCUGGGCGUUCCAAAA
This is a messenger RNA of Nematolebias whitei (Rio pearlfish), 1801 nucleotides long. It is a transcript of the gene tph1a, whose product is annotated as tryptophan hydroxylase 1 (tryptophan 5-monooxygenase) a. The coding region runs from base 179 to 1621 and encodes 480 amino acids. Gene Ontology annotation, biological process: aromatic amino acid metabolic process; serotonin biosynthetic process. The record is from RefSeq and is a predicted model, not a curated record. NCBI's taxonomy places the organism in Eukaryota, Metazoa, Chordata, Actinopteri, Cyprinodontiformes, Rivulidae. Gene Ontology annotation, molecular function: tryptophan 5-monooxygenase activity; iron ion binding. Gene Ontology annotation, cellular component: neuron projection. The transcript is spliced from 11 exons.